Molecule: messenger RNA, 228 nt
Organism: Penicillium cosmopolitanum
Lineage: Eukaryota; Fungi; Ascomycota; Eurotiomycetes; Eurotiales; Aspergillaceae
Exons: 1
Coding region: 1-228 (75 amino acids)
Source: RefSeq, a predicted model, not a curated record
AUGCCCGACGAACGUAUCCAGAUCCUCACUGUCAGCUUGAGCUACUAUCUGACCGGCCAUCGACUCGAAGACGUGAUUAAAAAAGGAUUGGGCCAAAUCCUCUGGCCAAGUCACACGCUUCAACACUGUGCUUUUGAUUCCGACGGAGAGAACGUACCGGCCGCCAUGGGUGAAUUAAAGGAGAAACUGCUGCAUCGGCAUUGGGAUGGCGUCCUGGUCGGUUGGUGA